CAAGAUGGGGUUGUCAUUUACCAAGCUUUUUAGUCGCUUGUUUGCUAAGAAAGAGAUGCGUAUUUUGAUGGUUGGUCUCGAUGUAGUUGGUAAAACCACAAUCUUGUACAAGCUCAAGUUGGGAGAGAUUGUUACCACAAUUCCCACUAUUGGAUUUAAUAUGGAGACUGUUGAGUACAAGAACAUCAGCUUCACUGUUUGGGAUGUUGGUGGUCAGGACAAGAUCCGACCUUUGUGGAGGCACUACUUCCAGAACACACAAGGGCUUAUCUUUUUGGUUGAUAGCAAUGAUCGUGACCGUGUUGGGGAGGCUAAAGAUGAGCUCCACAUGAUGCUUAAUGAGGAUGAACUAAGAGAUGCGGUGUUGCUUGUGUUUGCCAACAAACAAGAUCUUCCAAAUGCCAUGAAUGCUGUUGAGAUUACUGAUAAGCUUGGCCUCCAUUCUCUCCGACAACGACACUGGUACAUUCAAAACACAUGUGCUACCUCUGGAGAAGGUCUAUAUGAGGGUCUGGAUUGGCUUUCCAAUAAUAUUGCUAACAAGGUAAAGCCUUUCACUGCUAUAAUUGGUAGAUUUUCAAAUUAUAGUGUUCUAAAAUGAUGAAAAUUGAAGGU
Lactuca sativa (garden lettuce) is the source of this 615-nucleotide messenger RNA. Its product is annotated as ADP-ribosylation factor. The record is from RefSeq and is a predicted model, not a curated record. Lineage: Eukaryota; Viridiplantae; Streptophyta; Magnoliopsida; Asterales; Asteraceae. Gene Ontology annotation, molecular function: GTP binding; GTPase activity.